Molecule: messenger RNA, 543 nt
Organism: Batrachochytrium dendrobatidis JAM81
Lineage: Eukaryota; Fungi; Chytridiomycota; Chytridiomycetes; Rhizophydiales
Exons: 3
Coding region: 1-543 (180 amino acids)
Biological process (GO): protein import into mitochondrial matrix
Cellular component (GO): PAM complex, Tim23 associated import motor
Source: RefSeq, a predicted model, not a curated record
AUGCUGGUAUCGUCGUUGGUAAUGAGGAGCAGAUGUGCUUCGACCACCACCACAGUUUCUACUAUUUCAUGGACAGAGUUUUUUGCCAUGCGCAAAAACAAGAAACUUGUUGAACGCACUGUGGGUGGUCUUGGUGGAGUUUUUGGUCUCUCGCUUGGUUCAUACUAUUUCUUAUUUGUUGCCGAGUUUGAUCCAUUUCAGCAGAUUUGGGGUUUGGAUCCAUCAAUGCCAUACAUGCUGGGUGCAUUUUCUACAGGAAUUGUUUCGGCUGUUGCUGGAAGUCUUGGUGCCAAUCAGCUAUGGCGACUUAUGCGCAAUCCAUCGAUGCUGAGGGCCUUUGAUUUGAAGGAAAAGGAGUUUCACCAGCGCAUUCUCAGACAUAGACCGAAAGAAUUGCCGCUAUUUACAACUGCAUCACCUACCAGACCUCCUACUCCUCCUGAUUAUUAUGGAGAGCACAUUUACUCUUUUUCAGGUUAUCGAAAAUGGAUUAGAAGACAGCGUAAGUUUAUUGCAGCUACUGCCGAGUCUUCUCCAAAAUAA